AUGACAAACCAACAGAAGCCAGCUACCAGGCCGGGCCAACAAGGCGACUCGGUAGCCUUCCGCAGUUCUUCUCCAGCGAGAGUGUCCCGAAAGAAUACGCCCGUCAUACUAGACGAUGCUGCCUCCGCACAGUCCGCCAGAAAGGAAGAGGAAAAUAUGGAGCGGAAACGAGACGCUGUAAGACAGGCCAUAUUUCAGGAAGCUUCGGACGAGGCUUUAAACAUCCCCCUCGGCUACCUAAAGGUUGCAGUAAAAAUCAUUCGAUGGGACGAAAGUAUAGACGAUUUCAAAGGUCACACUGAGGAGAUUGAGCGGCUUCAGCGGAUAUUCGUGGAAAGUUUUGGAUACGAGUGCUCCGUACACUCCAUCGAGGAUAGCAAACGUCCACAGCUCGACAUUAACAAAGCGAUAUUGGAUCAUGUUCAUGCACACGACGACCCAAAUAAUUUACUGAUCAUCUACUACACGGGCCACGGCUCUAGAGAUGAGGAAGGGGGAUACCUAGAGCUGUCGGCAAAAGAAGACCCCUCGCAUAUUAGAGCGUCCCGACGACACAUGGCGAAAGCAAGCUGGCGCAAAGCGGAGUUGCCAGUUUUGAACGAUAUGGAGGGCGACGCACUUGUCAUAUUGGAUUGCUGUAUGGCGAGUGUAGCAGCCCUCAAGUGCCGAAACGUAGGAUCACGGAUCUACCAAUUGCUAGCGGCCUCAGCGGAAGAGUCUUUCACAUCUGGUCCAGGACCAAAAUCUUUCACGACCGCGCUCUGCAACUCUUUGGAAGAAUUGCUGGCCGAGAAGAGAGGGCCUUUUCUGCUAACACAGCUCUGCGAAAAGAUAAACGAGAAACGAAAGAAGCAGCCAUGUCUAACAUGGGAUCGACUACGGAGCUACAAGCGAACCGUGCAACUCGGGCCUCUACACCAGCAUCAGACCCAGGAACGUAAGGCUGCUUUCCAAAAAGAUGCUCCGGAGAGAGCGUCGAUCAAUCUUCGGUUAUCGCUCAAGGUCGAAGAUCUCGAUGAGAACCAGAUCAGAUAUGUUGCACAAGAGAUACCUCGCAUCUGUCGCGAGGUCAAGGUGGACGUUCGACGUAUAUACUGGGAAGGAAUGACAACUAAAAAGCGAACUAUGAGCAGUAUCAUAGAGGCUGAUAGCGAGGACGCUUUCGAAGUUCCAAUAGAUGACCGAGGUGAAGAUGCGAUCGGGCGUCCUCGUCCGAUGCUCGACCGCUAUCUCCGCAUCACCGCGUCAACCACCGAUAGGUCUCCAGGCUGCACCUUAUCAUAUCUCUCACUACCAUCUUCGUUCUCAGCAAACAUGAAGUCAACUACGCUAUUGCUACCACUCUACACUGCAGCCUUUGCUGCUGCGGUUUCGCAUCCCAAGGACCCCCAAGUCGUCUUGCAAGAGCCGCAGCUUACUAUCGUCGAGCCGGAUGAGUAUCUUAUCGAGCUAUCACCUGGCGAGACAAGAUGGGUCACCGAAGACGAGAAGUGGGAGCUUCGCAAGCAAAACAUCAACUUCUUCGACAUUACGCACAACGAAGAGCUCGGUACGCUCAACCGCCAGUUCAAGACUGAGAGCGUAAAGUUCCCCGAAAAGCCCAUUUACAAUGAAACCAUCGCUCCACUACUCAAGAAGCUGGAAAAGAACAACAUGCGCGAGCAUCUCGAGACCUUUACCUCAUUCCACACCCGAUACUACAAGUCGAAAUACGGUGUGGAGAGCUCGGCAUGGCUUCUUGGGCAGGUCAACAAGACUCUUGCCGAUGCAGGCGCUGUCAAGGCCUCCGUGAAGGCGUUUCCCCACCCCUGGGGCCAAUCCUCCAUCAUUGCCACAAUCCCUGGCAAGAGUGAUAAGACGAUUGUCAUUGGCGCCCAUCAAGACAGCAUAAACCUCUUCUUCCCAUCUCUCUUGGCUGCCCCAGGAGCCGACGACGACGGCAGCGGUACCGUUACCAUCCUCGAAGCAUUACGCGUACUGCUCAAGUCGGAGGAGAUCCUCAAGGGCGAGGCAGACAACACAAUUGAGUUUCACUGGUAUUCUGCCGAAGAAGGAGGUCUCUUAGGAUCACAGGCUGUCUUCCAGUCUUACGAGAAGGAGGCUCGCAAAGUCAAGGCUAUGCUUCAGCAGGACAUGACUGGUUACGUUCAGAAGACGCUCGAUGCAGGCGAGCCAGAGUCUGUUGGUGUCAUUACCGACUUUGUUGAUCCUGGCCUCACCGAGUUCAUCAAGCAGAUCAUCACUGUCUACUGCGGCAUUCCGUAUGUCCUGACCAAAUGUGGUUACGCCUGUUCCGAUCAUGCCAGCGCAUCCAAGGCCGGCUACCCGUCAGCUUUCGUCAUUGAGUCAGACUUCAAGUACAGCGACAACAAGAUUCACACAACCGAGGACAAGAUUGAGUUUCUAAGCUUUGACCACAUGCUUCAGCAUGCGCGGAUGACGCUUGCUCUGGCAUACGAACUUGCUUUUGCAAAGUUUGAGUAG
This is a messenger RNA of Alternaria burnsii, 2484 nucleotides long. RefSeq names its product leucine aminopeptidase 2. Lineage: Eukaryota; Fungi; Ascomycota; Dothideomycetes; Pleosporales; Pleosporaceae. Gene Ontology annotation, biological process: proteolysis. The transcript has 5 exons. Bases 1 to 2484 code for a protein of 827 amino acids. Gene Ontology annotation, molecular function: cysteine-type endopeptidase activity; metalloexopeptidase activity. The record is from RefSeq and is a predicted model, not a curated record.